AGUUGGUAAUUUUUUUAUGUUUGUUUGAUUUGUCAAUUCAUGUAUGCCGUAUAUAAAGAGUUCCAUAUACUAUAUUAUCUUCAUCCCAAAUUCAUAAUAUGGCUUCCAAACCAGGAAUCCUUACAAACUGGCCUUGGAAACCUCUUGGGAGUUUCAAGUUCGUGAUUCUAAUCCCAUGGAUUGGCCACAGCAUAUACUCUUUCAUAUGGGUUGAAAGGGACCCAAUACAAUAUCUCAUAUGUCCUUUUAUAUUGGUCAGAAUGCUACACAAUCAGAUUUGGAUUUCUAUCUCACGAUAUGAAACUGCUAGAGGCAAAAGCAAAAUUGUUGACAAAAGCCUUGAAUUUGAACAAGUCGAUAGAGAAACCAAUUGGGAUGACCAAAUUUUGUUCACUGCACUGUUAUACUACAUAGGAUACAUGAUAUUUCCUAUGGCUUCUAACUUACCAUGGUGGAGAAUAGAUGGUGUGAUUCUUACAGCAAUAUUGCAUGCUGGACCAGUCGAGUUUUUAUACUAUUGGCUUCAUAGAGCACUUCAUCAUCAUUAUCUAUACUCUCGUUAUCAUUCUCACCAUCAUUCUUCAAUUGUCACUGAGCCUGUCACUUCUGUGGCACACCCAUUUGCCGAGCAUUUGUCAUAUUUUACACUUUUUGCUAUACCAAUGUUAACAACAUUGUUCAUCAAAAAAUCAUCUGUGGCUGCACUAUAUGGCUAUGUCUUUUUCAUUGAUUUCAUGAACAAUAUGGGUCAUUGCAACUUUGAGUUCUUUCCUAAGAAGCUCUUCUCAUACUUUCCCCAAUUGAAGUAUCUCUCUUACACACCAUCGUUUCACUCAUUACAUCACACUAAAUUCAGGAGAAAUUACUCACUUUUUAUGCCAAUGUAUGACUACAUUUAUGGUACGGUAGAUAAAUCCACAGAUGUUAUAUAUGAAACCUCAUUGAUGAGACCAAAGGAGUCACCAGAUGUGGUCCACUUAACACAUUUAACAACAUUUAAUUCCAUCUAUCAAUUACGUUUAGGCUUUGCUUCAUUAGCAUCCAACCCUCAAACAUCUAAAUGGUACCUACAUUUAAUGUGGCCCUUUACAAUGUUCUCUAUGCUUAUGACUUGGAUUUGUGGACGUGCCUUUGUUUUAGAAAGCAACUCCUUCAAGAAUCUCAAGUUGCAAUGUUGGCUUAUACCAAGAUUUAAAAGACAAUAUUUCUCCAAAUGGCAGAGCAAAACAUUUAACAACUUGAUUGAAGAGGCAAUUGUGGAGGCUGAGUUAAAUGGAGCAAAGGUGAUAAGUCUAGGACUUUUUAAUAAGAAUCAUCAGCUUAAUGAACGCCAUGAACAUUAUAUUGGAAGGUUACCACAAUUGAAGAUAAAAGUUGUAGAUGGAAGUAGCCUAGCUGCUGCAACUGUGUUGAACAACAUUCCCAAAGGGACAAAUCAAGUGCUUCUUCGAGGCAAGUUCAAUAAGGUUGCGUUUGUCAUCGCUAAUGCUUUAUGCAAGAAAAAUGUACAGGUAGUUGUGUUAUAUAAGGAUGAGCUUAAAGAGCUUGAACAAAGGAUCAACACGUCAAAAGGAAACUUGGCUCUUUCACCAUUCAAUACACCAAAGAUAUGGCUAGUUGGAGAUGAAUGGGAUGAAUAUGAGCAAAUGGAAGCACCGAAAGGAUCAUUAUUCAUACCAUUUUCUCAUUUCCCUCCAAAGAAAAUGCGAAAAGAUUGCUUCUACCACUAUACACCAGCAAUGAUUACUCCUACUACAUUCAUGAAUUCACACUCUUGUGAGAAUUGGCUUCCAAGAAGAGUUAUGAGUGCAUGGCGUAUUGCUGGAAUAAUUCAUGCCUUAGAAGGAUGGAAUGUUCAUGAAUGUGGUGACACUAUACUUAGCACUGAGAAAGUUUGGGAAGCAAGUAUUCGUCAUGGUUUCCAACCUCUGAAGAAUAUCCUCACAAAUUAACCAAGUGUGACAAAUGGGUUUACAUUAUUGAUAUACAUUCUUCUUGUUUGAGUUAUCAAAGUUUGUUUUUCAUUAUCAAAACAUGAAGGUUGACCGGAGUUUUUGAACUCUAAGAUUUCCAUGUAUGUUCUAAAAAACCAUGUAUGCUAUUUAAAUUUAAGAUGUUUUGAAA
Medicago truncatula (barrel medic) is the source of this 2124-nucleotide messenger RNA. RefSeq names its product very-long-chain aldehyde decarbonylase CER1. The transcript has 10 exons. The record is from RefSeq and is a predicted model, not a curated record. Lineage: Eukaryota; Viridiplantae; Streptophyta; Magnoliopsida; Fabales; Fabaceae. The coding region runs from base 99 to 1952 and encodes 617 amino acids. Gene Ontology annotation, biological process: lipid biosynthetic process. Gene Ontology annotation, molecular function: oxidoreductase activity; iron ion binding.